CUCGGGCCGGGCGGGUUCCGGACGGACCGCGGCGCUCCCGGCUCCCGGGAGCCGCGAGGGACUCCCGAGGUCGGAGGGGCUCUUGCUCCGAGGGAAAAGUCUCCGAGUGGAAGAGCUCAGCGGGGGGACUCGGAGGCCAGAAGGGGAGGGAGGCACAGCCUCCACUGCAGCAGCCGCACCCGCGAUGCAGAGCAUCAAGUGCGUGGUGGUGGGCGAUGGCGCUGUGGGCAAGACGUGCCUGCUCAUCUGCUACACAACCAACGCCUUCCCCAAGGAGUACAUCCCCACAGUGUUCGACAAUUACAGCGCCCAGAGCGCAGUCGACGGGCGCACCGUGAACCUGAACCUGUGGGACACAGCGGGCCAGGAGGAGUACGACCGCCUCCGCACACUCUCCUACCCUCAGACCAACGUCUUCGUCAUCUGUUUCUCCAUCGCCAGUCCGCCCUCCUAUGAGAAUGUGCGGCACAAGUGGCAUCCAGAGGUGUGCCACCACUGCCCCGACGUGCCCAUCCUCCUGGUGGGCACCAAGAAGGACCUGAGAUCCCAGCCUGACACCCUACGGCGCCUCAAGGAGCAGGGCCAGGCGCCCAUCACGCCGCAGCAGGGCCAGGCGCUGGCCAAGCAGAUCCACGCUGUGCGCUACCUCGAGUGCUCGGCCCUGCAGCAGGACGGCGUCAAGGAAGUGUUUGCUGAGGCCGUCCGGGCCGUGCUCAACCCCACGCCCAUCAAGCGUGGGCGGUCCUGCGUCCUCUUGUGACCCUGGCACUCAGCUUGGAGGCUGCCCCUGCCCCCCACCAGUUGUGCCUUUGUGCCUUGGCGCCUUGUCUGCCCCCAGCUGUGCCUUAAGGACUAAUCCUGGCACCCCUUGCCAGGGGGCUCCCCAAAUGCCUUUCGCUCCUUAAGGAGGCCCACGGGGAGAGGGGCUUUGGGCCCCACCCCACUCCGCCUGGGAGCACCAGGUAUUCUUGAGAGCUCCCCCAGGCCGAGGUCGGACCCCUCCCCAAGAAGCCAACCCAGCGCCCCCUCCCUUCUGAGCAGCUGAUCCCGCUGUCCACGCAGAUGUCGCUGCCAGUUGCGGUGCUUUCUCAGAUUGGAGCUCUGGCUGUCCCCGACCUCUCCCCGCUGCUCUUGGAAUCGCUCCCCUCAAGAUGCUCCCCCUUCCCAGGAAGGAGCCACGGAACCCUGAGAAGAUCCACGUGCCCUACCCUACGCCCCUGUGCCCAGGCCUUCCGCGCCCGCCGACUGACUUGGCCCCCACCCCACCCCACCCCCUCCGGGCUCCUGGGGGCCUCUCCUACCCCCAUCAGCAUCAAUAAAACCUCCUGUCUCCAGUG
This is a messenger RNA of Phacochoerus africanus (Common warthog), 1337 nucleotides long. It is a transcript of the gene RHOG, whose product is annotated as ras homolog family member G. The record is from RefSeq and is a predicted model, not a curated record. The transcript is spliced from 2 exons. Lineage: Eukaryota; Metazoa; Chordata; Mammalia; Artiodactyla; Suidae. The coding region runs from base 185 to 760 and encodes 191 amino acids. Gene Ontology annotation, molecular function: GTPase activity; GTP binding; protein kinase binding. Gene Ontology annotation, cellular component: cytoskeleton; cytoplasmic vesicle; plasma membrane. Gene Ontology annotation, biological process: regulation of actin cytoskeleton organization; regulation of cell shape; establishment or maintenance of cell polarity.